AUGAAAUCUUCCCUAUCGGACCUAGUUCGCAUGGUCGGCCAUAUGCGCAGAUUCUUCAACAAUGCAAAGAAGACGGAUCAUACAACAAGACACAACGGACCUCUGUCAACGGUUGAACUCGAGGAAGCGUUAGUCAGUCUUGUUAAACUCGCCCAACAAGAAUCUUUUGUCGAGGAGUUGCGUUCGAUCCGUGCAACCGGACAAGUGAAGCAAUCGUCUAAGGUGAAGGGUCUCUCCCCCGUACUCAUUGAUGGUGUUCUUCGCACACGAGGUCGGCUCAAUAAUGCAGCUAUACCGUACGCUCAAAAGCAGCCAAUGAUCCUUGACAACAAACAUCCUUUCACGCUGUUAGUUGUUCGGUAUUAUCAUCUGAGUCGACUACACGCGGGACCAACACUACUCAGCGCCAUCGUUCGGUCAAAAUUUUGGCCUCUUUGCUUACGUGAUCUCGUGCGAAAAGUCACUCAUGAAUGCAUCACAUGUUUUCGCACCCGACCCAGUACAAGCGAGCAAAUAAUGGCAGAUCUUCCUUCCGUGCGAGUAUCACCAACAUUUCCGUUCCUGAACGCUGGAGUAGAUUUUUGCGGUCCAUUUUACCUUCGCCCGCCUUCGCGGAAGGCUGCCCCACUGAAGACAUUUGUGGCAGUAUUCGUCUGCCUAUCAACCAAAGCAGUACAUCUUGAGUUGGUAGGCAACCUUUCUACUGAAUCGUUCAUAGCGUCAUUAAAGAGAUUUGCAGCACGUCGGGGAGUACUGAAAAACAUCUAUUGCGAUAACGCUACCAACUUCGUCGGAGCUCGUCGAAUACUUAACGAAUUUCUACAACUGUUUAAAUCCCAGCAGAACCGUUUGGAUGUCACACGUCAGUGUUCCACUGAGGGCAUCCAAUUCUCGUUCAUACCUCCAAGGUCACCGCACUUCGGGGGUAUCUGGGAAGCCGCAGUCAAAUCCCUCAAGACACACCUUCGACGAACAUUAGCCAACGCCUUGGUUACCACCGAGCAAUUUCACACGCUCUUAACGCAGGUCGAAGCGCUUCUCAACUCUCGGCCUUUGACGCAGCUUAGCAACUCACCAGAGGACUUGGACGUCCUCACUCCAGACCAUUUUUUGGCGCACAGACCUCUGACGCCUCUGGAAGCGGUGGUCGAUGGAAUAUCUGUCGGGACUACAACAGCGCACCCGUUGGACCCGUGA
Molecule: messenger RNA, 1197 nt
Organism: Armigeres subalbatus
Lineage: Eukaryota; Metazoa; Arthropoda; Insecta; Diptera; Culicidae
Exons: 1
Coding region: 1-1197 (398 amino acids)
Biological process (GO): DNA integration
Molecular function (GO): nucleic acid binding
Source: RefSeq, a predicted model, not a curated record